AUGCAUUACUGGCUCUGCCCCCACGGGGAUUCUCUCCAGGGCCCCAGCAUGCACCAUUCCCUGUGCUCCAGGGGGAACCUUCCCCCAAAUUGAGGGAUGUCAGCUGCCACUGUUCCCUCUGCCCCAGGGGCACUGAGGUUCUGCCCCAUCAUUUACUGCCAUGAGAUCUCCCUGGAGCAUGAGAUCCUGCUGCAUCCACGCUACUUUGGGCCCAAUCUUCUUAACACUGUCAAGCAGAAGCUGUUCACAGAGGUGGAGGGGACCUGCACUGGCAAAUAUGGCUUUGUCAUUGCAGUCACUACCAUAGACAACAUUGGGGCAGGUGUCAUCCAGCCGGGUCGUGGCUUCGUGCUCUACCCUGUCAAGUACAAGGCCAUUGUCUUCCGGCCCUUCAAGGGAGAGGUGGUGGAUGCUGUGGUGACACAGGUCAACAAGGUUGGACUCUUCACCGAAAUUGGGCCCAUGUCCUGUUUCAUAUCUCGACACUCCAUUCCCUCCGAGAUGGAAUUUGACCCAAACUCCAACCCUCCCUGCUACAAGACAGUGGAUGAGGACAUCGUGAUCCAGCAGGAUGAUGAGAUCCGGCUGAAAAUCGUGGGGACCAGAGUGGAUAAGAAUGACAUUUUUGCAAUCGGUUCCCUUAUGGAUGAUUAUCUGGGUCUUGUGAGCUGAAAUAUAAAACCAUCCCUCUUGCUGCAUGUCGGGAUUCCAACUGGGAAACAAUUGAGCUGUACCCAGGCCAGCUUCUGUACCUACUGCUGUAUUUAUAGGGUACAGAUCCACUCUCCUCCACCCAGCAGCUGGGAGUUGGGGGCAGAGGGUGGCUGACAGACCAGUACUUUCUUCUUCACCUCCAAUAAAAGUUCAUUUGUUUUAAUAAA
Molecule: messenger RNA, 881 nt
Organism: Pelodiscus sinensis (Chinese soft-shelled turtle)
Lineage: Eukaryota; Metazoa; Chordata; Testudines; Trionychidae
Gene: POLR2G
Product: RNA polymerase II subunit G
Biological process (GO): DNA-templated transcription; positive regulation of translational initiation; transcription initiation at RNA polymerase II promoter
Cellular component (GO): RNA polymerase II, core complex; P-body
Molecular function (GO): single-stranded RNA binding; single-stranded DNA binding; translation initiation factor binding
Source: RefSeq, a predicted model, not a curated record